AUGGGAAAACUUAAUAAUAAAAAUAAUAAUAAUAAUAAUAACUGUAAUUUAUUUUUUAAAAUUUGGAGAAAUAUUAUAAUUAGAAAUGAAAUAAUACUUCAUUUAAGAUUAUAUAAUAAACAUUAUAAUAAAUUAUUUUCAUUCAAAUUAAAAGAUUUUAUAAAUUAUAAAUAUAAAAGUUAUUUAAAUAUUAUUAAAUUAUCAAUUGAAAAUAAUGAAACCUUAGUAAAAGGUAUGAUACCAAAUAAUAUUAAAGCAAUUAAAUUUUUUGAAGAAUUUAAUCAACCAAUUGAAAUUGGAGUUUUACCAUCAACUAUUAAAUAUAUUGAAUUUGGAAAUUCAUUUAAUCAAUCACUUAUUGGUAAUUGGUUACCAUUAAAUAUUGAAUAUUUAAAAUUUGGUAAAGAAUUUAAUCAAUCAAUCAAUCAAGAUAUUAACUUACCAAAUAAAUUAAAAUCAUUAAUAUUACCAAAUAAAUUAAUUGAAAAAUUGAAUGAAAAUUUUGAUUUUAAUUUUUCAAUUUCAUCAUCAUCGUCAUUUUCAAUUGAAAGAAGAUUUGAAUUUUUAUAUAGAUCAGAAUUAAAUAAAUUAAAAUUAAAAUCAAAUUUAAUCAUACCAAAAUCAAUAACAACUUUAAAAUUUGAUAGAUUAUUUAAUCAAAUUAUUAAACCAAAUGUAAUUCCAAAUAAUGUUUUAUCAAUUACAUUUGAUUUUUGUUUUAAUAGUUUAAUUGAAAUAAAUUCAUUACCAAUUAAAUUGGAGUUUAUUGAAUUUGGUGAAAAUUUUAAUCAAUCAUUUAAUUUUAAUGAAUUAAUAAAUUUAAAAACAAUUAUAUUUGGUAAAAAUUUUAAUAUAUCAUUUAAUGAUAAUGAUUGUAAAUUUCCACCAAAUUUAACAUCUUUAACAUUUAAAGAAAAUUUUAAUCAACCAAUACCAAGUGGUUACUUUUUAAAUUUACCAUUAAAAUCUUUAAAAUUUGGUGAAAAUUUUCAACAAUAUAUUGAUAAUAAAACUUUACCAAAAACAUUAACAUUUUUAGAUUUAUGUGAAUCUGGUAAUUUUAAAAAUUUAAAUUCAUUAAAUAAAUUAGAAAUUUUAAAAUUUGGUUUAAAAAAUAAUAAUAAUAAUAAUCAUAUAUUUCCAAAUAAUAAUAAAAUUAAAAUUUCAUUAAAUUUUAAUAAUAAUAAUAAUAAUAUUGAAAAUUUAAUACCAAAUUAUUUUAAAAUUAAAAUUUUAUCAUUUAAUGAUAAAUUUAAUUGUUUAAUUAAAAAAGGUAAUUUAUUUAAUCAUAAUAUUAAAGAAAUAUCAUUUGGUAAUAAAUUUAAUGAAAUUGUUGAAAUGGAUUCAUUACCAAAAAAUUUAAAAACAUUAUCAUUUGGUUUAAAUUUUAAUCAAAUUUUAAAUGAAAAUGAAUUACCAUUAAAUUUAAAAAAUUUAUCAUUUGGAUAUCAUUUUAAUAAACCAAUUAAAAUAAAUGUUAUACCAAUUACUUUAACAAAUUUAUCAUUUGAUUAUUAUUUUAAUCAACCAAUUGAAAAAGAUGUUUUACCUAUAAAUUUAACAAGUUUAUCAUUUGGAGCUUCAUUUAAUCAAUCAAUUGAAAAAGAUGUUUUACCAUGCAAUUUAACAAGUUUAUCAUUUGGUUAUUCAUUUAAUCAACCAGUUGAAAAAGAUGUACUACCAUAUAAUUUAAUUAAUUUAAAAUUUGGGUCAAAAUUUAAUCAACCAAUUGAAAAUGAUGUAUUACCAUAUAGUUUAAAAAGUUUAUCAUUUGGUUGCGACUUUAAUCAACCAAUUGAAAAAGGUGUAUUACCAUAUGAUUUAAUUAAUUUAUCAUUUGGUAGUAAAUUUAAUCAAUUUAUUGAAAUUGAUAUUUUACCAAAAACAUUAACAUCUUUAUACUUUGGUAGUAUGUUUAAUCAAAAAAUUGAAAUUAAUAUACUUCCAAAUAAUAUAACAUCACUAUCAUUUAGUAAUAUAAAUUAUAAUUUACAUUUUCCAAUUGGUUCAUUACCAUCCUCUUUAAAAAUUUUAACAAUUAAUUCAAUGCAAUUUGAUCAAGAUCUUUCAUUAUCAUUUAAUGAUUAUUUUACAAUUUCAUUUGAAACCUUUUAUAUUAAAAAACAAUCAAAUCUUUCAAAAAUUUUAAAUUCAAACUUUUUUAGUAAAUUUGUUCAAUUUUAUUUUUAA
Molecule: messenger RNA, 2190 nt
Organism: Dictyostelium discoideum AX4
Lineage: Eukaryota; Evosea; Eumycetozoa; Dictyosteliales; Dictyosteliaceae
Exons: 1
Coding region: 1-2190 (729 amino acids)
Source: RefSeq, a predicted model, not a curated record